AAGGAGCUAAAGGAGUAGGUAGAAAGGAACCGAAGUGCAAAGACCUGCCUGGCCAGGGAACUUGGUAAGAUUUUGCAAUUGAAAGUGAAACGAGUCCCUUUAGUGGUGUGAGUACUUGACACCAUUCCCAUAGCACAAUCACACAUCUACAUGAAAUAGGCACACCACCAAUCUGAGGGUUUAAGGUGGCGUAUUUUUGGAACAGCUCUGAGAAAAACCCUAAGCUGACCCCUGAUUGCCCCCGGUUUCACGAAUACGCAACUGCGUAAAUUCACUUGCGCAACGUUUAUGGCGCAGCCUACGUCAUAAACGUUGCGCAGUGGACUUACGCAAUUGCGUAAAGUUUCGUGAAAUCGGCUGCUGGGCUGCAAUCGGCUGAAGAUGGUGGGGGGGGGGGGUAGAGAGGUUAGUAAAAUAUUCAUAAAAUGACAACUACUGACCACCAUAAGACCAUUGGCAAAUUCUGGGACAUUUUUAGAUAGAUGAAACACAUUUCAAAUCAAUCUUGAAACUAAAAAUAACUUUUUCUCACCAAAACGACCACUGCUGGUCAACGUGACCAUUGCAAAAUUGCCCAAGCUGUUGUACACCCCGAUUUGAACACCAAUACCAUUAGCCAAAAAUGUAGGCCAAUCGUCUAUACAUAGUACUUUUCAACUUUUAAUUUGGCCAAGAUUCGUUUUUUAAAUCAGCCAAAUACUUUAGGAGUAAUGUUUGUAUCAUUUGUUUAUUUUGUUAUCUGACCGUUUGACCAAAAGAAAGACUCACUUGCAUGGUUAGGCCUAUAAUGUGAACCUGUAAAAGCACAAACAAAUUACGCAGUACAGACACAUGUAUAGAAACUACCAGAUGCAACAAGCAACAAUCGUUGCGACUGUACCUUUUUACCCGCAUUCUAGUUUAUGCAAAUAAAAAUAUGCCAAUGUCGCCAUCUGCACGAAUCCCGAUACACGACAAUAAUUGAGUCAAUAAUUAUGCCAAUUCACACAAAUUUCAUACAAUCCUCCCGCACACACUUGGUUUUUCCCGGAUGAGAAACGCCAUCAAUUCCUAAACGUGGUUCAGUCGACUCGAUGUUUACGUUAUUCCACAAACUCUUUCUAUGAUGUAUAACACGGAUUGUUGAUUGUACUGCAGGGCUUUAGGAAGUUGAGUGUUCUAUAUACGUUGUUGGGGAAGAUCGGUUCAUAUAAGCCGUUUGUUCCAUAAAGCCAAAACGUACAAACGGAAUUUGAAUGGAUUUUCUUAGAAACGAUUCAUUAAAAUUGUAUAGCAAACUUAGAGUUCGGAUACAUCAUUGAGACGUCAUGAGUUAUGAGAGCAAAAAGAAAACAGUCUUUGAGCGUCUUGGUGCCAGAUCAGCCGGUAGUAGACACUCUGACAGUGUGGAGUCUAGCAGUGACAGUGCAAGGAUAGUCACUAGGCCCCGUGAGGACCUCGAAAGACCACACAACAGGGAACAUUCGUCUACUGGAGCUGCUGGUCAGAGUCCACUGGAGAUACCAUCCCGGUCAAGAAAGAGAGGGGAAGAAGAUGACGACUACAACCCGCAUAAGAGGAAAAAGGAAGACGGAAAUGAGGCAAAAGAUCGACGGAUUUAUUCCUCUAAAAGGGAUGCAAGUUCUACGUCCCGGUUUGCAAGGAUAGUCACUAGGCCCCGUGAGGACCUCGAAAGACCACACAACAGGGAACAUUCGUCUACUGGAGCUGCUGGUCAGAGUCCACUGGAGAUACCAUCCCGGUCAAGAAAGAGAGGGGAAGAAGAUGACGACUACAACCCGCAUAAGAGGAAAAAGGAAGACGGAAAUGAGGCAAAAGAUCGACGGAUUUAUUCCUCUAAAAGGGAUGCAAGUUCUACGUCCCGGUUUGCAAGGAUAGUCACUAGGCCCCGUGAGGACCUCGAAAGACCACACAACAGGGAACAUUCGUCUACUGGAGCUGCUGGUCAGAGUCCACUGGAGAUACCAUCCCGGUCAAGAAAGAGAGGGGAAGAAGAUGACGACUACAACCCGCAUAAGAGGAAAAAGGAAGACGGAAAUGAGGCAAAAGAUCGACGGAUUUAUUCCUCUAAAAGGGAUGCAAGUUCUACGUCCCGGUUUGUCAGACAGCCAACCGAACACAAGACGAGACAUUACAGCAGCAACGACAGACCAGGAUGUUCGCGCUGGGCAGAAAGAAACACCGGGACCAAGAGGAAGUUCGAGUAUCAUAAACGAACGGUAAAUAGUCCACCAAAACAUAAUUUAUCACGUUAUCGUAACCUAGAGUCGUCAAGACCACGCGGUUGUUUCAAAAGGUCGGGACCGUUUCAGAAAACACCGCCAAGGCGAGAAAUUCGUGGUUUACGCAUAUCUUUCAUGCUAGGACUUGACGGCGAGGAUAUUGUGGUAAAACUGGUAGGCGAAUCCCAAUCCCUGGUUAAGACUCUAGACAACAGUGAGAUGAGUGAUGAUACGGUCUCCCAGAUACUUCAAAUAAUAGAAAAGGCUUGCACAGGAAGCACUCAUCAUCAGAACAACCUCAAGUUGGUCAUAGGGGAUGUUGAGAACUCGGUGUUCUUCAAAAGGAGACUACUACAAUGGAUUAGAGAAACAAAGAUCAGUGACGAAACCCAGAAAAGUGUUGACAGAAUUUGUACCCUUUGUACUGCUAUUAUGCAACACUCGACGAAUCCCAUGGUGGCCGCUGAUCGUGUCUCACAUGUUGUCAGUAAACUGCUCAUGAACUACCGAACAGGGCUCACAUCUGAUGACAAACCACUGGACAAGGACAUCCUGCUCCGUUUUGAUAAUCUCUAUGUUGAGUGCAACAGAGUACAAUCUGAGAGCGAGGAUUCACAGCAACUAUUGGCUAUUAAUCAAUUCAGAGCGAUGCCAGUUCUUCCCGAUAUAUCUGAAAUAAGAAGUAACGAGCUCCCGGGUUUGAAAGCUAUUUUGAAGGAGGGUGCAUACGACAGUGUAGACGCGUACCUAGACACAAUUUUUCGGCUGCUCAGGGAGGAUUUUGUUGCCCCUUUGCGGAACGGGAUCUCAUCUUUCAUCAAACAACAGGAAACAAAAGAUAGCAACGCAGUGCGCCUGGACGACGUCCGCGUUUAUCGUAGCGUCCAUAUAUUGAAUCCUGUCUGUGGGUAUGAUGGCAUUUCAUAUCGCGUCCAGUUCAGUAUUCGUGGAUGGAGGACCAAUCAGUUAGAGAAAAUGAAAGUGCUUUGUUACGGAUCAUUGGUGUGUCUCUCCAGAGAUGAUUUUGUGAGUGGUCUUUUCGGCGUGGUUGCGAACCGAAACCCCGAAGACAUCAAGCAAGGGAUCAUUGGUAUUCAGUUUCAGUACCCCGUCACUGAUCCAUCUAUGUAUUCUAAUGAGUACAUAAUGGUAGAGUCUAUAGCUUUCUUCGAAGCCUAUCGCCCUGUGCUGGAGGGAUUGCAAAAGAUCAAAGAGGACACCCUGCCUCUGAAAGACUACAUCGUGAAGGCAUCACGUGACUUCUUGGCUCCCUUGUAUCUUCGAACUGCUGCAGACCAAACUUAUGACCUAUCACCAUUGUACAAGCAACAAUACAAAAGACUUUCAUUGCCCACACAUAUGUUCUCUGGUUCUCCGAUGUCGCUGGUAUCAACAACCACAGCACAAACAACAUCCAAUGAACCAGCACCCAGCUCUUCAAGCAGCCCGGACCUCUGCCAGACAUCUGAUGCCGACAGUGAUCAUGAGUCACCUGAUAGCAAAGCAGCAAACCCAGUAGAUUGCGGCCAGAAAACAGAAGAAAACUACUCAGUGUCUGAUGAACAGAAAACAGAUGAUGGAAAUGUUGAAGAGAAGGUUGCUUCUCCUGUUCUUGAGAAAGUCAGUGAAGACAUCAAACCUGUUAAAAGCUGGUCUAAUCCCAGAGAGAUUGCCGUUUUGAACUUUGCUGACUGGCCAGACGAGACUAUGGUUCAUUUGGACGACUCUCAGCUACGAGCUGUACACGCAGCUUUGACUCAAGAGUUAGCCGUCAUCCAGGGACCACCGGGAACAGGAAAAACCUACGUAGGGUUGAAGAUAAUGGAGGUCCUUCUUCGCCCUCGUAAUCAAGACGUGUGGUCUGAAGGUAAAUCCGGUCCGAUUCUUAUUGUGUGUUACACAAACCACGCUCUGGACCAAUUCCUGGAAGGAGUUUUAAAAUUCGAGAAAAAUAUUGUACGAAUUGGUGGCCGCAGCCAGAGUGAGACGUUGAAAACGUUUAACCUCAACAAUUUAACGAAACGGACUUCAAACGAAGAUAGAUUCAAGCGUGCCCAAAAAUGGCAGAGACAUAAAACCCGGGAAGCGAUCGAAGCCAAAGUCAGCAUGGCGGUUUCAUUUCAGACAGUAAUACACAAUGCCGGUGAUCUGCUGUCCGUCGUGGAAAAUCAACAUGCUGAAGGACUGAAAGGAGAUACAGGGCUGGGUGUCAUGUGCAAGUGGCUUGGGAUAGAUAAAUAUAUUAUCCAAAAGCAUUAUCAAAGCAAAGAUGUUCGGGAUACAAACUUUGGUGGGUUGGCACACAAAGGCGGUGAGAAUGACAAACAAAGAAGCUGGUAUGGUGACUUUGAAGAAAGCAGGCUGCUGGAUGAUGAGAUAGACGAUUGUGAUAUGCAGAACUCUAGAACGCAAGUAGCUCACAAAGUAUCACAAAGGGGAACCAUUGACAUUGCGUCACUCUACAAAUGGGCUGUAGAAAGUAAAGAUGACCGACUUGUAAAGAUUUUAGGGCCUGUGAAGAAAGAAUUGAGGAGCAGUGCUAAGAUGAGUAAGCAGGAUGCAAACAGAGUGACCAAUAUAUGGAGGCUUUGUAGAAGUGACAGGUGGAGACUCUACCGGUAUUGGGUCGACAUGUAUCGCACAACAUGUCUCGUCGAUACUGUUGAAGAUACACAAAUGUAUGACGAGCGAACCCGAGCAAUCACAGAGAUUGACAACGACGAUGUGUGUCAACUCUUGAAACGCGUCAAAGUCAUCGGUAUGACCACCACUGGUGCUGCCAAGAAGCAGUCGAUACUACAACGUGUUGGGGCUCGUAUUGUGGUGGUGGAGGAAGCUGCGGAGGUUAUGGAAGCCCACGUGAUAGCAGCUCUUAGUCAACAUUGCCAGCACCUGAUCCUGAUCGGUGACCACCAACAACUGAGGCCGAACCCCGCCGUUUAUCGUCUGGCCAAACAAUACCACCUGGACUUGUCUCUCUUUGAGCGGUUGGUCAAUAAUGAGUACCCGUGUCAGACACUUUCACGACAACAUCGCAUGCGACCUGAAAUAUCAGAGAUUAUGAGGAACCAUUUUUACAAAGAUAUUCAAGAUGAUGACUCGGUCCAAGGUAUGGAAAACAUCCGUGGCUUGGCGAAGAACAUGUUCUUUAUUAACCAUGACCUCAGCGAGGAUGAUGAGAAGGAUGGAUUGAAGAGCCACUCUAGUGAGCAUGAGGCGAAUAUGGUGGUCGCAUUAUGCAAGCACAUCUUGCGGCAAGGUUAUUCUCCGUCACAGAUCACGGUUUUAACAACGUACAAAGGUCAGCUAUUCUCCAUCAAACCAAAGUUAGACGAAGCAGGAUGCGGCAUGGUUCGCGUCAGCGUUGUAGAUAACUAUCAGGGAGAAGAAUGUGACAUCAUCAUUUUGUCGCUGGUGAGGAGCAACGACCAAGGUAAAAUCGGUUUCCUAAAGACAUCAAACCGGGUCUGUGUCAUGCUAUCGAGGGCCAAGAUGGGGCUCUAUUGCAUUGGUAAUUUUGACCAGCUCUCAGCCAACAGUGCUCUGUGGAAGGCUAUCACAGAUGAACUGAAGACCAAGAAGCUCCUUGGAAACAAACUGGUUCUUGCUUGUCAUCUUCACCCAGAUGAAGAAACACUAGUAGCGUGCGCAGAUGACUUCAAAAAAGCACCCGAAGGCGGCUGUAUGCGUCCCUGCACCUUUCGCUUGACCUGUGGCCAUUCGUGUACUAAGCUGUGCCACCCGGACGAUUCCAACCACGAACAAUUUCGAUGCCAGAAAAGUUGCGAAAGAAAAAUUGUCUCCUGUCAAGAAGGUCACAAGUGUCAGAGAAGGUGUUCUGAGCAAUGCACCAAGAUAUGCUCUGUCCCCGUACAAAGGUUGCUGCCUAGGUGUAACCAUUUAGUCACAAUGAGAUGCUCUGAUAAUCCCGAUUUGCAUAAGUGUGAUGAGAAAGUGUUACGUACAGACCUUCCUUGUGGUCAUAAAGAAAAAAUGCUCUGCCACGAAGCUCCAGAUCAAUGCCCACACAAAUGCAAAGAAUUGUUAGCAUGUGGUCACCAUUGUACUGGCAGUUGCCGGUCUUGUUUUGGCGGAAGGCUACACGUAUCUUGCGCAUACAAAAUAUGUGGUCGUGUGCUGGUGUGUGGCCAUGAAUGUUCUCAAAGGUGUUCGAGCUACUGCCCACCCUGCGAGAGGAAUUGUGAGAAUCGUUGUACACACAGCAAUUGUCAUAAAAAGUGCGGGGAGCCAUGCGCACCUUGUCUAGAACCCUGCAGGUGGCGCUGUGCUCACGGUGAAGGAUGCAGUAAGAAAUGCAGCGAGCCUUGCGAUCGAGAUCCAUGUGACAAAGCUUGCACAAAGGAGUUACGAUGUGGCCAUAAGUGUAUUGGUAUCUGCGGAGAGCCUUGCCCAUCCAAAUGUCGUGUUUGCGACAAAGCAGAAGUCACCGAAAUUUUGUUCGGUAAUGAAGAUGAAGCUGAUGCCCGAUUUGUACAGUUACAAGAUUGCAAGCAUAUCGUUGAAGUGACUGGUCUAGAUCGGUGGAUGACGCAAGUUGAUAGCGUUCCUAACCCAAAUGUGGAGGUCGAGGAAGAAGACGGCGAAUUGAGUUCAGAACCUGAGCAAUCUACUGUCUCCAUUCAAUUGAAAAGUUGUCCAAAAUGCAAGACGCCUAUCCGGCGAAGCACACGAUACAACAGAGAGGUUGUCAAGAUGCUUUCAGAUAUUGAAGCCGUCAAAGCUCAAGUUAGUGGAGGCUCGGAUCGGGCACAGCAAUUUAAACAAAGCAAAUCAGAAUUAAUAACUAUGUUAUUCAAAAUCGAUGCAAACUUCAAUCUUUUUACCUCUGUAAAAAGAGAGGUCUUUUUGACAAGUAAACUUCGAGAGCUAGAGAGAGAUUCAUCAUCACACGAUUUUAACAAGCUCUUGAAUGAAACAAAGUUUGCAUGUAAACUAAUAAAGUUAAGACGGAAUCUAAGGUUAGUCGAUGCGAAGGACUCACCGUGGUUCGAAAAGACCAUGAGCGGUUUACUGAAAGUGGGCAAGCGGCUAUUCAAUUCGUCAAGGCCUUUCCGAGGCACAAAUCAAGAGCUCAUUGACUUCCCAAAUGAACUGCACCGUCUCUACUUCUGCUGCAACGCAUGCAGCCUUCAGCACCUGAUGCACGGAAGAACUGACAGCGCACUGUCGAGCGAGUUGGACCAGGUUGGGGACAUACUCUUCAGGGAAGGGGGACGGCUCACACCAGAUGCAGAGACGAGAGUCACAGAGCUGCUGAAGAAAAUCAAGGAGGGUAUCGGAGCGUUGGGUAUCAGUGAAGAGACCAAGAUAAUGAUCGUUGCGGCAAUGGGUCUGAAGAAAGGCCACUGGUUUAAGUGUCCUAAUGGACACAUCUAUGCCAUUGGGGAAUGUGGUGGCGCUAUGGAGAAAAGUCGAUGCCCUGAGUGUAAGGCUGAUAUCGGGGGCACUAGCCACAAGUUGACUAGUGGCAACGCCGUGGCGACUGAGAUGGAUGGGGCCCAGUUUGCGGCCUGGUCGGAGCAAGCCAACAUGGAUAACUACGAUUUACAGAAUCUUGACUUGUAAAACUUGUCUGGAACCGUAAAGUUUAGUUCUACAAUGAGGUUUUACGGAAUAUUGGUUCCCAGUUCCCCCGUCACGCGCACCAGAGAGGAAGGGAAAUGACAAUCACAAAUUUUGUGAUGUAGGCCUACUCAUUUUCCUAUAGAUAGAGAAGUCAUGUGAGUGAAAUAAAAAAUAGCACGUUAAAAAAAUGUAAAUUGCCAUUGUAUUCAGUAGGGCCUACCCUUCUAGUGCAAGUCCAACCAGAUUAUCAGAUCUUGUUAGCAAAACAAAAUUAGACAAGCUAAACAUGUGUACGAUUAUGUUACAUGUAGUUACAUUUUCACGAAAUACUUUUUGGUAAGACUGCACAUUAAAGGCAGUGGACACUAUUGGUAAUUGUCAAAGACUAGCCUUCACAGUUGGUGUAUCUCAACAUAUG
Molecule: messenger RNA, 8226 nt
Organism: Asterias rubens (European starfish)
Lineage: Eukaryota; Metazoa; Echinodermata; Asteroidea; Forcipulatida; Asteriidae
Product: NFX1-type zinc finger-containing protein 1-like
Exons: 5
Coding region: 1308-7808 (2166 amino acids)
Biological process (GO): regulatory ncRNA-mediated heterochromatin formation
Cellular component (GO): nuclear RNA-directed RNA polymerase complex; extracellular region; nucleus
Molecular function (GO): zinc ion binding; helicase activity
Source: RefSeq, a predicted model, not a curated record